Molecule: messenger RNA, 1312 nt
Organism: Setaria italica (foxtail millet)
Lineage: Eukaryota; Viridiplantae; Streptophyta; Magnoliopsida; Poales; Poaceae
Product: GDSL esterase/lipase CPRD49
Exons: 6
Coding region: 300-1070 (256 amino acids)
Source: RefSeq, a predicted model, not a curated record
CAGUGCCAGCGGUGCCGGUGUUGGACUGCUCGAUCUGUGCCUGUGGUGGUUUCCUAGGAGGCUGCAACCUGCAAGGCCAUCCAUCCACCCAUCAGGAUCGAGUGCUUCUGCUCCGACGGCCGCAAUAAAGUAAGCGAAUGGAGUAGCUGGUGGGCGGUAGACAGCAGUACUGCACCUCUCCAUCCAGCUCCAGCUACUUUCUUCUUCAAUUCGAUCAGAGCAAAUCGAGAGCCUUCCCGACGGCGGCGGAGGAGGUGGAGGAAGACCAAGCAAGCUAAGCCAAGGCGUCGGACCGGAGGAUGCUCGGACGUCGGCCGCUCAUCGUGCUCUUCGGCUCCUCCAUCGUGCAGUACAGCUUCAGCAACGGCGGAUGGGGCGCCGCGCUCGCCGACAUCUACGCCCGCAAGGCUGAUAUCUUGCUUAGAGGAUAUAUUGGCUGGAACACAAGGCGGGCCCUUCAAGUCAUGGACAAAGUGUUCCCUAAGGAUUCACCAGUGCAGCCGUCCUUGGUCAUAGUUUACUUUGGUGGAAAUGACUCGAUUGCUGCUCACUCGUCUGGUCUGGGGCCUCACGUGCCAGUAGACGAGUACAUAGACAACAUGAGAAAGAUUGCAGAGCACCUGAAGAGCUUAUCCGAGAAGACCCGUGUUAUUUUCCUGAGCUGUCCACCUCUGAAUGAGGAGAUGCUUCGUAGAUCAACCAGCAGCACCAUACUGAGCGAGAUCGUGCGAACCAAUGAAACCUGCCGUCUCUACUCGGACGCCUGUGUGGCUCUGUGCAAAGAGAUGAACCUGAAGGUGGUUGACCUCUGGCAUGCCAUGCAGACAAGGGAGGACUGGAUGACUGCGUGCUUUACCGAUGGCCUGCAUCUGUCUGAAGAGGGUAGCAAUAUCGUGGUGGAAGAGAUCCUGAAGGUGCUCAAGGAGGCAGACUGGGAUCCGUGCCUGCAUUGGAAGGCGAUGCCGACGGAGUUCGCCGAGGACUCGCCCUACGACCUCGUCUCCUCCAGCGGCGACGCCACGGUGAACCCGUCGGAGUGGACCAUCCACAGGCGGAUACCAUGGGACUGACUGACUCACUGAAUAAUGGUGGCUUUUGACUCCAUGGCGGCCGGGAUCAUCAUAUCCAUGGCUUGCUCGCUCCAGAAUAAUGCAUGCCAUCUCUAAUCCUGGUCAUGGAUGUGCAACUCAGCCAUCAUCCUUUUUCAUAUCCCGAUCAGUUAUAUAUUUAUUAGAUAUAUUGGUGGUGCAGAAUUAUAUAUGUAUUCCAUAUGAAUGAAUGGUUUGUCAUGAUGAUGCAUUGUUCUUGAUGA